Molecule: messenger RNA, 753 nt
Organism: Colletotrichum abscissum
Lineage: Eukaryota; Fungi; Ascomycota; Sordariomycetes; Glomerellales; Glomerellaceae
Exons: 1
Coding region: 1-753 (250 amino acids)
Source: RefSeq, a predicted model, not a curated record
AUGUUUGAACCCGCGCCGGCCUGGCUGACUUCUCGUCCUGGGGUCUUCUUAGUCUCGUGGCUUCUUCACGUUUCGUCCACUCUUUCUUUCACCUGUUCGUGGGACUGGUUGCUGGACAAGUUCCGACCAAAGGGGGUAAACUCUCUCUCUCUCUCUUGCUCCCCAAUCUUUCCCAUCCCAGCUAAGUCAGCUAGUAUCCCGUACCUCUGGACUCUAGAUCAAUCCAUCGAUCCAUCAGUCAAACGCCCAAAAUUGCCUCCACGAGUUCCACCCCCCGGUUUUAUUUCAUUUUCCCCGUUUUUUUUUUUUUCGUUUUUUUUGGUACUGCGUUACUCCAUACGGCGUAUCUUUCUUCUUUCUCGGUUUACCUUUCCCGAAUCCUACGAGAACCUAGGGGCAUGCAGACGCAGACGCCGACCCAGACGAGAGAGGAACCCAACAGAGAUUGAGAAAGAGAGAGAGGGGAAAAUUAGUUCACACAACCCGCAAGCCAAUUUUCAGUCUAAUCGAACUACCGCUGACUGCCCGUCCUAUAUCGUACGGGGCCGGCAUAGUCGCAAAAUAUCAAACAGGACCCUAUUCCGGUCCUGCUCUAGCCUCUUACCAGCAGCAAAUCCCAUACGGAUACUUGGCUACCAUACCAAAGGCGCAUUAUCCCCCCCCCCCUCCAUCCACACACCACGGCGCACGCCAGCCAAGCGCAAACACCUAAAACCAAAGAGAAGGGGGAACCGUCAAGUCUCACGUUGCUGA